AUGGAUUCCGGUCACCCUCUGGCUCCACCACCGUCGACCUGUACUUACGAAGAGUUACUUUUACGUUGUUCCGUUCUCGCCGAAGAAGAAAUGAGUUUACCUAGUUUAGAAAUCGAGGAUGUAGAAGACUAUCCAAGAAUAACAGAGAAUGGUGUUGCUUCUCUCUCUACGGCUGCCUUUCUCUCGAUGAUCGUUUGCUUUGCUACAAUAGAAGCAGAGAAGAGGGACUUUGCUGUGCCUGUAAGAAUCGUGGAUUCAUCGAAAGACUUGAACUCUUACGGGCUUGGGAAUGUUGACUGGAAAGAAAGGAUCCAAGGUUGGAAGCUGAAACAGGAGAAGAAUAUGUUACAGAUGAGUGGUAAAAUUCAUGAAGGGAAGGGAGGAGAGAUUGAAGGGACUGGUUCCAAUGGUGAAGAACUCCAAAUGGAUGGUGAUGCUCGGCUUCCUAUGAGCUGUGUGAUUACUAUUCCAUCCUCUCGCAUGACACCUUAUCGUAUUGUGAUAGUUUUCCGGCUCCUCAUUUUGGGAGUGUUCUUGCAUUAUCGUGUAACUCAUCCCGUGAAAGAUGCAUAUCCCCUGUGGUUGACCUCAGUUAUUUGUGAGAUCUGGUUUGCCUUUUCUUGGCUUCUUGAUCAGUUUCCAAAAUGGUGUCCCAUUAACAGGGAAACUUUUCUUGACAGGCUUGCUUUAAGUUUGGUUCUUACAACUUUAUGCUCCUCUCCAUCUUUCAUAACUAACCUUCUUCAUAGGGUAUACGUGUAUAGAAAGUUUCUAAAAUUUGAUAGCUCUUCAGAAAGCUUAAGCAAGGAUUGGUUUCGGAUGGACAUUCAAUACGGAAAGGAAAGAGCCUCUACCUGGUCCUCUUCAAGUUUGCAUGUUGCAUCAGCUCUUAUGGCAGAAGCUUUAGCUGUUAGAUCAGUUCUACUAAGCGCUAUUUCCCAAGUUUUCAGUCGGAUUCUCCUACAAUCGGACUCCCUCAACCUCAUCCGUGCUAUCAAGUCGGAUUUUCCCUUGUCGGAGAUUAUUGGAGUUUUAGCGGAUAUCGCUAUUUACUACUCUGCCUUUGUUUGUAUUGAUUUUAAGUUUACUUUAUCCCUAGAGCAGCAAAUGUUAUCGAUGACUCCUUAG
Molecule: messenger RNA, 1128 nt
Organism: Microthlaspi erraticum
Lineage: Eukaryota; Viridiplantae; Streptophyta; Magnoliopsida; Brassicales; Brassicaceae
Source: the annotation of a GenBank genome assembly